Molecule: messenger RNA, 903 nt
Organism: Lodderomyces beijingensis
Lineage: Eukaryota; Fungi; Ascomycota; Pichiomycetes; Serinales; Debaryomycetaceae
Source: the annotation of a GenBank genome assembly
AUGUAUGAUUCCCCGCAGGAUGAUAUGGUAUGGCACGAUGGAGGAUAUGCAGGCGUUGAUUGACGGGUGCCAUGAGAGAGGCAUGAAGAUUAUCUGCGAUUUGGUGAUCAACCACACUUCGUCGGAACAUGCCUGGUUCAAAGAGUCUAGCAAAGAGAGAAGAAACCCAAAUACGACAAAAGUGGGCAAAAGUGUCCUCCAAAGAACUGGCCCGCAUGUCUCUCUGGAUCAGCGUGGGAGUAUGAUGAACAUACAGGGGAGUACUACUUGAGGUUGUUUGCUUCGACACAACCUAAUUUGAACUGGGAGAAUAAAGAGACGAGACAGGCCGUAUAUGACACGGCUUUGAAGUUUUGGUUUGAGUGUGGCGUCGAUGGAUUUAGAAUCGAUACCGCCGGUAUGUACUCUAAAGAUCAAGCGUUUCUCGAUGCCCCCAUUGUAUUCCAGGAUCAAUAUUAUCAACCUAGUGCAAUAUACACCAACAACGGGCCCAGGACCCACGAGUUCCACAAGGAGAUGUUUGAUCAAGUCACUUCCAAAUACGAUGUUAUGACCGUUGGUGAAGUCGGGUACUGCAGCAAAGAGGAGGCGUUGAAAUACGUGGGUGCUUCAGAGAAUGAAAUGAACAUGAUCUUUUUAUUUGAUGUGAUUGAGGUUGGUUGUGAAGAUGGCGACAAAUUCAGAUACAAAGGUUUCAACUUGAAAGACCUCAAACAAGCAGUGCAAAACGAAUGCCUGUUUAUUGAAGGUACUGACGCCUGGUUCACCGUGUUUAUUGAGAAUCAUGACCAAGCAAGGACCAUCUCACGAUUUGGAGAUAAAAAGCAUCAAGUUAAAAACGGUAAAUUGUUGAGUAUCAUGCAGACAACACUCACUGGUACCAAGGUCAAGAAAUUGGAAUGA